UAUUAUGAAGUUGGCAAGGCCACACAUCAUAGGACAUACAAUUUAAAGAAGAGAAGCUGGCAUCUUAUUGCAUCAACAGCAGUUUAAGAUAAAGCUCUAUUCAGCUUACCAGAGAUGAGAGCUGUUUCUACAUCUUUAUCACGCUAUUUUACUAAUGCGCUAUAUUCCAAACAUUCCAUUUCUGUAAGACAUUUCAAGCAUAUACCUCAAAAGCCCAUUGAGAUAGCAAAGCAGUCUCCUGAUAACCAUGAGGCUGUCGUGGAUGAAGAUAUAAUGCUUUUGGAAAGGCUAUCUUUAGUUGACUUUGGUAACAGGCAGGGAGUAGAAAGACUAUCAGAAGCUAUCAAGUUUGCGAACUCAAUAAAAGCUGUUAAAACAGCUGGUGUGGAUCCGUUAUACACAGUACAGGAGGACAGGAGUCUACGGCUGCGGCCGGACGAGCCGCUGCCCACUCCCUCAGUCGACCAGGUGCUCUCCUGUGCCGCCGUCACUGAGGACGAUUACUUCGUGGCACCCCCGGGGAACGUCCCCCUCGAGAUCUCCACAACCUACCGAGAGGAGGGGACGGACCGCGCGGAACCUCAGACCGGCUCGGACUCAGAGGGCACCAGGGAGUCGGCUGAUCGAGGAAAUACCUUGUGA
This is a messenger RNA of Amphibalanus amphitrite, 642 nucleotides long. It is a transcript of the gene GatC, whose product is annotated as glutamyl-tRNA(Gln) amidotransferase subunit C, mitochondrial-like. NCBI's taxonomy places the organism in Eukaryota, Metazoa, Arthropoda, Thecostraca, Balanomorpha, Balanidae. Bases 115 to 642 code for a protein of 175 amino acids. The record is from RefSeq and is a predicted model, not a curated record. Gene Ontology annotation, biological process: mitochondrial translation; regulation of translational fidelity; glutaminyl-tRNAGln biosynthesis via transamidation. Gene Ontology annotation, molecular function: glutaminyl-tRNA synthase (glutamine-hydrolyzing) activity. Gene Ontology annotation, cellular component: glutamyl-tRNA(Gln) amidotransferase complex; mitochondrion. The transcript has 3 exons.